AUGGCAGCUGCAGGUGGACGUGGUGGUGGUGCGGUGGUUAUUGUUAGUGGAGCGACAGUAACAAUGGUGUUGGUUACUGACAGGGAACUGAAAAUUUCAAGCAUAAAGAGUCCCAUCCUGCACAACGAAGGAAAAGAUAAUGCAGGAGGAACCAAUGUGGCUGUAGGUACUGGUUCAACACAAGUAAAUAAAACAAAUAUCAAAGAACAUACUCCAUAUGCUAAACGGAAAAGAAAGAAGACUUUGCCAGCUUGGGGACAUUUCGAAACGAUAACAUUUAUAGAUGGAACUGAAGGGUCUGAAUGUGUUCACUGUGGUGAAAAAAUUAAGAAGCUUAAGGAAGGGACGACCAAACCAUUGCUUACACAUGUUAGUGAUUGCCUAAUAUUAAAUGGUGGCAAAGGUCAGUCAAAGUUAAAGGUUUCACAUGGAAAGACAGAUUCUUCAACUACGAUCCAAAAUUGGAAGUUUGACAAUACUAGGAUGAGGGAGGUUAUUUCUCACAUGAUUAUGAUUCAUGAGCUACCUUUUAAUUUUGUUGAAUAUGACUUGUUUAAUGUGGUUAUGAAAGAAGCUAAUCCACUAUUCAACAAGAUCUCACGUGCUGCAACUAGACAAGAUUGUGUGUCUAGUUAUGAAAUUGGAAAGAAAGGAAUUCAAAAAAUGUUAAAUGCUGUCAAUCGUGUGAGUAUCACAACCGAUAUGUGGAUAUCAUGUCAAAAUAUUCUUUAUAUGGUUGUGACAUGUCACUUUGUUGAUUCAGAUUAUAAGCUUCACAAAUGUAUUUUGAGUUUUGUUGAUGUGCCUCCACCAUAUUCAGGUGUUGGUAUAUAUGAUUGUUUAUACAAAUGUCUAAAAAAUUGGAAUAUUGAAAGUAAGGUGGCUAGUUUGACGGUUGACAAUGCUAAGAUAAAUGAUGUGGUUGCUAGGAAGUUACUUGAAAAUUUGAAUCUUCAAAAGAAAGUUGUUGGUGGGAAGUUAUUUCAUGUGCGUUGUUGUGCACAUAUAUUAAACUUGUUAGUUCAAGAUGGUUUGUCUGAAAUUAUAGAUAUAACCCACAAUGUUCGUGAAAGUGUGAAACAUGUAAAUGCCUAUGUCUUUAGUGAUCUUUCAAAGCAAUUAUCCAUGCCAAAGAAGCAUUUAAUAUUAGAUAGAAUGUUCAUACACCACUUUGCUGAGCGACGAAGAUUGGAAAAAGUUGAAGAUAUUUGUUUGUUUUUAGCACUUUUCAACGAGGCUACACAAAUAAUUUCAGGCUCCGAGUAUCCUACAUCAAAUCUAUUUCUUUUAAAGCUAUACGGAAUAAAAGAAUCAUUAGAUGAAUUAGUUUUGGAUGGGAAUGCUUACAUGAAACCAAUGGAUGUUAAGAUGAAAAAGAAGUUUGACAAAUAUUGGGGUCCUUGUAAUUUGUUGAUUUCCAUGGCUGGUAUUUUGGACCCUAGAUACAAGACAGAUUUACUUAACUUCUUUUUUAAGGCAAUCUACUCUAAUGAUGAGGCAUCUACGCAUGUUAAACUUGUUAUAGAUACCUUGAAAGAAUUGUUUGCAGAGUAUGUUGAGGAGCAUAGAACUACAAAUGUUGUCCAAUCUUCGAAUGCAACAGAUGGAACUGAAAGUGGUGCAUCAAAAAGAGGUCCGAGUGUUACGACUUUGAGAUUUGGUAAGAGUAUCAGAAGUAGUACUGCUAAAUACAAUCAACAUAUCAUAAGUGUUGAUUCUAUUGCUAGUGUAAAGUCAGAAUUAGACACUUACCUGGAAGAAGGGGUUUAUAUUAGUGAGCCAGGUGCAUAUUUUGAUGCCUUAGGGUGGUGGAGGAGAAAAAAACAUAAGCUCAAAAUUCUAUCUAAAAUGGCUGCUAGCAUUUUGGCGAUUCCUGUCACAACUGUUGCUUCUGAAUCUGCUUUCAGUGCCAGUGGAAGGGUUAUUGAUCCACACCGUUCCUCUUUAGGAACUAAGAUGGUAGAUAUGCUUAUAUGUGGAUUUGAUUGGUAUCGUCAAUAUUACGGACUACAGAAAAAGAAAAACAAGGAAAUUGAUGAUGUUAUAUAUGUUGAUCUUCUGUGAGGUGUGACCAUUUGAAAAGUUAUGAAGUGUGAUCAUAUUCAAGAUAAAGGGCGAAGAACUUUAAUUUUGCAUUUUGGAAAAGAUAUUUGAUGUGAUGAAGUUAAAGGUCAAGCUAUGCAAAUUUUUUUGCAGAAGAUAUUUGAAAAAAAAGACAAUAUUUUAAGUAAUUUGGAUGUUUUUAAUCGUAGGAUUUGUUAUAAACUUAUAAUACAUGUAUUUAUGUUUUGGUGUUAAU
Molecule: messenger RNA, 2299 nt
Organism: Lactuca saligna
Lineage: Eukaryota; Viridiplantae; Streptophyta; Magnoliopsida; Asterales; Asteraceae
Source: the annotation of a GenBank genome assembly